Messenger RNA from Phalacrocorax carbo (great cormorant), 1999 nucleotides. Lineage: Eukaryota; Metazoa; Chordata; Aves; Suliformes; Phalacrocoracidae. The record is from RefSeq and is a predicted model, not a curated record.
CACACCACCUCCCCGCCGGUACAUCCGGGUCAUCGCACGCCCGCCCGCACGGCCGGUCCCCCGCGGUGCCGUGCUCAGGGCUCCCCCUCCCCCUCUCCCCCCUCCCCCCGGCGCGGGCGGCUCCGGCGCCGUCGCCAUCCGCGCCCUCCCCUGCGCGGGGCUCCGGCCGCGCCGCUGCUCUCGCUGCCCUCGGCACGGCGGGGCAGGCGGCGGCUCCGGCUCCCGUCGGCGGGGUGGCUCGACUGGAGGCCAAGAACAGAGUGCAGCACUGGCUGUAGGUACCUUAACAUGGGGAACCUUCUAAAAGUUUUGACAUGCACAGACCUUGAGCAGGGGCCAAAUUUUUUCCUUGAUUUUGAAAAUGCCCAACCUACAGAAUCUGAAAAGGAAAUUUAUAAUCAGGUGAAUGUAGUGUUAAAGGAUGCAGAAGGAAUACUGGAAGACUUGCAGUCAUAUAGAGGAGCUGGCCAUGAAAUACGAGAGGCAAUACAGCAUCCCAAUGAUGAGAAGCUGCAAGAGAAGGCAUGGGGUGCAGUUGUUCCACUAGUAGGCAAACUAAAGAAAUUCUAUGAAUUUUCUCAAAGACUAGAGGCAGGAUUGCGAGGUCUGUUGGGAGCCCUGACAAGCACUCCAUAUUCACCAACGCAGCACCUGGAGCGAGAGCAGGCUCUUGCUAAGCAGUUUGCAGAAAUUCUUCACUUUACACUCCGGUUUGAUGAGCUCAAGAUGACAAAUCCUGCUAUACAGAAUGACUUCAGCUACUAUAGAAGAACUCUGAGCCGUAUGAGGAUUAACAAUGUCCCAGCAGAGGGAGAAAAUGAAGUAAAUAAUGAGCUGGCAAACAGAAUGUCUUUAUUUUACGCUGAAGCAACGCCAAUGUUGAAAACCUUAAGUGAUGCUACAACGAAGUUUGUGUCAGAGAAUAAAAAUUUACCGAUAGAGAAUACUACAGACUGCUUAAGCACCAUGGCUAGCGUGUGCAGGGUCAUGCUGGAAACCCCCGAAUAUAGAAGCAGGUUUACAAACGAGGAAACAGUAUCAUUCUGUCUGAGGGUAAUGGUGGGUGUCAUCAUACUCUAUGACCACGUGCAUCCAGUGGGCGCUUUUGCCAAAACUUCAAAAAUUGAUAUGAAAGGAUGCAUCAAAGUUCUUAAAGACCAGCCUCCUAACAGUGUAGAAGGCCUUCUAAAUGCUCUCAGGUACACAACAAAGCAUUUGAAUGAUGAGACUACCUCCAAGCAAAUCAAAUCCAUGUUGCAAUAACAGUUACCUGGAAUUCGCUCCUGCUGUAGACAGACAGUAUUCUGCAAUGACUGAGAUGCACAGAGUUUUUUGGUUUUUUUUUUAGUGAUUGCAACUACUAUCUCGUUCAUUCUUGCUCUUUAUUUUCUCUCUUCCUGUUUACCCUUUUUUAAUCCUUUCUUGUUCUUCAGCAAGCUCAGACUUCUUUUCUGUGCCAAAUCAAUGAAAAUUAUCAAUUCUGGAAAGUAUUUCUACUUCUCAGAAUAGCCAUCCUAAGCGGCAGCUAAUUAUGCGUUGCAUUUGGAUUUCUCUGUACUAGGGAAAGAUUUGUGACUUGAACUAAAUAUUUUUAAACUUGUGGGUUUUUUCUUUUUUUGAAAAACUAAUAUUUAAUAUUGCUUCUUCUGCAUGGCGAGACUGCCUACUUCUGCUAUUUAAAAAUCCCUUGAUGACUUCAUUUUCUAUUGCAGCUUAUUUUCAUGUGCAACCAUGAGGAAACUAAAAGCAGAUUUGUUUAAAUUAACUGUGUUUGUACAAAAUGGUACCCAACACAAACGUUUUUUUAAAUGAGUAAAAACUGUUUUGUUUAAAAGUUACGUUUGCAUUUUGACUCAUUUUUGUAAGGAUGUAUGUUGUAUGUUUAACCUUUAAUAACUAACGUUAAACUGUGGUGUGUGCGUAGCAAAAUUACGUAUGCAUGUUCAUGUCAAAUGAUUGGCUGUGGAUAAGAUAAUAAAAUCAGCUUUCGUUUUUCUAA